Molecule: messenger RNA, 936 nt
Organism: Symbiodinium sp. CCMP2592
Lineage: Eukaryota; Dinophyceae; Suessiales; Symbiodiniaceae
Source: the annotation of a GenBank genome assembly
AUGGCUUCUGCCAGUGGUCAGUUUGUGCCUGGGAACAUGAAAGCCCCGCUUGGGGAUCUACACCGAUCCCACACCGUCCGCAUGCUGCAGCAAUCCUCGAAGUACAGCCCCGAAAAGACUGUCACCACGGAGCCCACCGAGAUUGCUUCAACCCCUCGCAAGGCCCCGGAAACCAGGGAGACUUUGUCUAUCGAGGUUGGUGACAGCCCACCAAAGGCCAAUGGAGACCAGCAGCACCCGCCCCCAAGCAACGGCAAACCGAAUGUUCGAAGGCAGCUGUUCCCUAGCCUUCGAAGGGUAUCUCCCAAGAAGAAAGCAGCAGCCACUCCCAAGCCCGACGGCGAGCAGCUUCGGAAGCUGCUGCUGGACCAUGGGACGUUUCAGAAGGUAGAGGGGGUCCUGGAGAAGUGGCAUUUGCAGAAGAAGAAAUCCGCGGAGAAGGGGGGCCUUGUAACAAAGGAGUGGCUUGUGCAGAAGAGGACCAUGGCGGACAAUGCCUUUGAGUGGGCGAGACGGAAUGGGAGGCUCUUCAAGUCGGAGAUUCAUGGGGCCGAGGAGGCUGAUAUUCCCUUGGAGUGGUCAUGGGAGAAUAGCAAUGAAUCAGGGCAAAAGACCGGGUUCACGAGCUCAUUCAGCAUGGAUGUGCCUAGUCAUAUAGAGGUGGAAAACUUCCUCAUUUCCUCUCUGUCUCUCUCUCUCUCUCUGUCUCUCUCUCUCUCUCUCUCUCUCUCUUCUCCUCUCCAUCUCUCGGUGGCCCACGCGCUCACUCACUUGUCUCUCGCUAUGCCUUCUUCAGCGUGGAUUGUGCUGAGCCCAGGACCCGAACUGUGCAUUGCUGCAGCCGGGCAGCGAGGACCUGGGCAAAUUCCAGGUGGCAAGGACCGGGGACAAGGCCAACGAUUCCGUUGCCACAGCUCAGGCUGGGGCUUCGUUUAA